AUGAUGUAUACACCUGCAGCAAAGAAGCGACGACUCGAUACCGCGAACGAGAUCCUCCGGAAACCUUUUAAGUCGCCCGCUGUGGUAGUGCGGGACGGGGGGCACAAUGCGGAAGCUAAGGACGGCACGGCAUCAACGCCUCCGACAGAGACAAAGUCGACCCAGCGCGGCGGUAGCGGUGUAGGGACUCCGGCACGGCGGAACGAGAAUCAGCCUUCUUCAGCCAAGCAAUUCAGCACGCCCACCCGUCGUCCGUUCAGUCUGUCGCGACCCCGGCAGGGCGCCUCGCCCUCGCCUUUGAGAACGACGCCUUUGGCGAGGAAGUCGAUUACCGAUGCCGUGCACAACACCACCACCAAGCCGAUUGGGAUGAAGAGUGCUAGGGCGGUGGAGGGUCGCGAAGAGAUUAUCAGACAGGCCGAGCGGAUCUGUGGGAGAGCCGGCGCCGAGACGGAUGAGGAGCUGGUUGCGCUGAUUGAGAAGUGGAGGGGGGCGAGCAGGCAGGCCGCUCAGGAGGUGUUUGAGGCCUCUAGGGAGAGAGUGCAGAGCAUGGGUGGGAUGAAGGCGUGGAGGAAGACGAGGCGGGAAGAUCAGAGGAGCUUCCUGGAGCGGAUGAUGGAGGGGGAGCCUGCGCGGGAUCACGAUGAGGCUGCCGACUGCGAGAAUUCACCACCAGAUGAAAUCGGAGCCGAAAGCGACGGAGAUGAGGAUGGGGAAGAGAAUGAAGACGACGAGGAGUUUACUCUGGGCACGAUGUUGAAGAGCAUGAACAUCGACUUUGAUAUCAUUGGCUACGACGAGGAUACCGGAUGGUGGAGGGAUGGGUGA
Colletotrichum truncatum is the source of this 828-nucleotide messenger RNA. RefSeq lists its product as uncharacterized. The record is from RefSeq and is a predicted model, not a curated record. Gene Ontology annotation, biological process: DNA recombination. NCBI's taxonomy places the organism in Eukaryota, Fungi, Ascomycota, Sordariomycetes, Glomerellales, Glomerellaceae.